This is a messenger RNA of Racocetra persica, 284 nucleotides long. NCBI's taxonomy places the organism in Eukaryota, Fungi, Glomeromycota, Glomeromycetes, Diversisporales, Gigasporaceae. The record is from the annotation of a GenBank genome assembly.
UACCUGUUUGCAACCUAUUUGAAUGGUAUUUAAAUGUUGAUAAAGAUGAGGUGAUGAGAAAGAAAGCAAAUAAGUAUGAGAAAUCUGAAGACUUAUCUAAACAGAAUUAUAAAGCAAAUGAUUCCAAAAAUUGCUAUGAAAAUGAAAUAAAUAAUUCUAGAUUUGCUAUGGACUAUGUGAAAGGUUUUAUAAAGUUAAAUAGUUUGAGUUGUCAACAUGAAGAUGCCAAAGCUGAAAUGUUGAGUACUCUGAAGCUUUAUAGUGACAAGGAUCUUGAGAAAUGA